Prosopis cineraria is the source of this 785-nucleotide messenger RNA. Its product is annotated as autophagy-related protein 8C-like. The record is from RefSeq and is a predicted model, not a curated record. The coding region runs from base 184 to 594 and encodes 136 amino acids. Gene Ontology annotation, biological process: cellular response to nitrogen starvation. NCBI's taxonomy places the organism in Eukaryota, Viridiplantae, Streptophyta, Magnoliopsida, Fabales, Fabaceae. The transcript is spliced from 6 exons.
UGUUCCCUUGAAACUCCCAACAAAAACCCCUCUUAUAAUCUAAUCCUCCCUCACCACUUCCCAUAUACUCUUCAAAGUUCUCUAUCUGAUCCACUGUUUCACGAUCUAUUCUUCUAUUUUCUCUCUGGUUUUUAGCUAUUUCAUUCUUUCGUGUCCAGGAUCUAUCGCUGUGCGAAUUUCAUCAUGGCGAAAAGCUCCUUCAAGCUUGAUCAUCCAUUGGAAAGAAGGCAGGCUGAAGCUUCUCGCAUCAGAGAGAAGUAUCCUGAUAGAAUACCUGUGAUUGUGGAGAAAGCUGAAAGAAGUGACAUUCCAGACAUGAUAAAAAGAAGUAAGAGAUUGUGUUGCUUAUACCAUUCCGCUUCCCUAAUUAGAUUUUACACAUACCUUGUACCAGCUGAUUUGACAGUGGGUCAGUUUGUUUAUGUGGUCCGUAAAAGGAUCAAGCUCAGUGCAGAGAAGGCUAUCUUUGUUUUCAUCAAUAACACUCUACCUCCAACUGCUUCCUUAAUGUCUUCUAUUUAUGAAGAAAAUAAGGAUGAGGAUGGCUUCCUUUACAUGACUUACAGCGGAGAAAACACCUUUGGAUCUCAGUAGAUACAUUCUAUUUUGGUCUCCGGCCUCUGUAAAUAACAUCAUGAAGUGUAAAUUCUCUGCUAUCGCCGAUCAAUGCAUGACGUGUUUAUUCGUUAUGGUUUAAGUAAUUUCUGGGUAAUAUUACCGCCCUAGACCUUGACUAUGUCCAUUAUCUUUUAACCUACUUGAAUUGAAUCCAGUGGAUUAAUCUA